Messenger RNA from Xyrauchen texanus (razorback sucker), 2536 nucleotides. It is a transcript of the gene tfdp2, whose product is annotated as transcription factor Dp-2. NCBI's taxonomy places the organism in Eukaryota, Metazoa, Chordata, Actinopteri, Cypriniformes, Catostomidae. Gene Ontology annotation, cellular component: nucleus; transcription regulator complex. The record is from RefSeq and is a predicted model, not a curated record. The transcript has 13 exons. Gene Ontology annotation, molecular function: RNA polymerase II transcription regulatory region sequence-specific DNA binding; DNA-binding transcription factor activity, RNA polymerase II-specific. Bases 343 to 1578 code for a protein of 411 amino acids. Gene Ontology annotation, biological process: regulation of cell cycle; regulation of transcription by RNA polymerase II.
AAACACUUACUUUCCGGGGAGGGGAGAGAGUUUGGAAGUGACGUGCUGUGGGGGUCCUGAGAGGGGUGGGGAGAGUGAAUUCUCCUCUAUCGUCUGUCUCCUCCUCUCGCUGUCCCUUUUGUCAUCUCUGGUCAUCAGUGUUAUCUCCGUCAUCAUCGAGAGCUUCCCUCUCCUCUUACAAUCUUCCUCGUGGUAAUGAGGACAGGCUGAGUGUGUGUUUGUUUGGGCAUAACACACACACACUUGCUUACUUUUAUAUGUAUGUGUGUCUACAGGGGACUCUGCAGCACUGCGAGUAAAAGGAUUUAAUCAGAAGACAGAUCUCCCGUCACAUUGAGUACGAUGGCCAACGUGGUUGGCACAACAGCUUUGUGUGGUGAUCUCAAGACCUUUCUGAACCAAAACAUUCCUAAAGGCAACAUUUCCCUGGUAACGCCGUACAGCUACAGCCCAGCCUCCAAGAUCACACUAGGAACCGUUAAUUCAAAUGUUGGAGCCCAAAUGAUUUUAAGCACACCACAGAGAGUGUCACACCCUGGAGGCAUCCUCAUCGGCAGCCCGUUUACGCAACACACAACACCGGUUGCCAUGGUUACUCAAGCACACCCUCCCGUGGGCAACGAGUGGACCCCAGGAAACAAAAAAAGAACACAUGACUACAUGGAUUCAUAUUACUCAGACAGGGAUGGCCUGUGUUCGAGUGACUCCUCAUCCAGUAAGAGAAUAAAGAGGGCAGAUAAGAGUGGUAAAGGCCUGAGGCACUUCUCCAUGAAGGUGUGUGAGAAGGUACAAAAGAAAGGGACCACAUCCUACAACGAGGUGGCCGAUGAACUUGUGACCGAUUUCACCCACGCAAGCAGCCUAAUGCCUUCCGACUCGCAGGUGUACGACCAGAAGAACAUCCGCCGGCGUGUUUAUGACGCGCUAAAUGUGUUGAUGGCCAUGAACAUCAUCUCCAAAGAGAAGAAGGAGAUUCGCUGGAUCGGCCUCCCCACAAACUCAGCUCAAGAGUGCCGAAACCUAGAGCUGGAAAAACUGAAGCGUUUAGAAAGAAUCCGACAGAAAAGAGCCCAGCUAGAAGAGCUGAUAUUACAGCAGAUCGCGUUUAAGAAUCUGGUACAGAGGAACCAGGCCAAUGAAGCAUCGUCCCAUUCAACGCCCCCCCCAGGUUCCGUUAUCCAACUUCCCUUCAUCAUUCUCAAUACAGACAUCCGCACCGUCAUCGACUGCUCCAUCUCUAGUGAUAAGUGCGAAUACCUCUUUAACUUUGACAACACAUUUGAGAUCCACGAUGACGUUGAGAUCCUGAAGCGAAUGGGCAUGUCUUUGGGGCUUGAGAACGGCACAUGCUCCUUGGAGAACCUCAUCAUGGCCAAAUCUCUUGUUCCCAAGUCCCUGGAAACUUAUGUCACCAGCUUGGCCAGAAACACCAACAGAACACCUCUCAGUCUCAGAAGUCACAGCAGCACUGCCCCGUCACACACCUCCGAGUCCCGUGAUCAAACGCCCAGCUCCUUUAACGAGGAAGAGGAUGAUGAAGAUGAUGAAGAUGAUGACAAUCUUUCAUCCCCAGAGUGAAGUUCAGCUCUGCAGGACAUCGACCCUCUCUCUCUCUACGCUGGGACUGGAUUCCCGAGCAGUGCUGGGGAGGAAUGAUACACAGGAAAUAAGCUGCCCCUUUUCGUUAUAUUUUGAUAUUUUUAACUUCCUUCACGAUCUCUCUCACUCUUCCUCUUUCCCAGUUUGCCACUAUUUUUGUGGAGUUUUUGCAUCUGGGAGAGACAUUUUGCUUUAUUUCUAUGGUGCUUUUCCAUGCUAUCAGGCUAGCGAGCCGCAGGUCAGGCCAUAGAGGAGAGCAAUUAAGUGAAGGUUUGCAGAUGUUUCAUGACAGAUCCUUAGUUAAACUUAGAGAAUGUCAUCUCAGCGUGCUUACUUUCUCUGCUUCCUUUCCAGAGGAUUUUCAAAUUCUUUCCGAAAAUCUAUUUAUUUUGGUCAUAUUUGAAUAUGACGAUAUCAGCAUAGUCCAGUGUGCUAGGGCAGCUUUAUUUUCCUCUCUAUGGGGAUCGGAAAGCUUUCACCUGCUCUUACCUGUUCCUAGGAAUUUACAUCCUUACAUUAAAAAAAUUGAAAAUGUUAUUUUUUUUUAGAGAUUGAUUCAAAGUCAUUUUGUUGUAUUGCAUAGUUUAUUUCUUGAAAUGUACUGCAGUAGUUGAAGGGAAAUGUAAUAUUGAUAGUCGACAUCUGCUGUUCACUGUUGAGAUGGAUUAGAGCAUGUUGCGUCUGGCUGUUUAAAUGUGUGUGUUGGGAGAUGUAGUGUGCAUGUGUGCGUGGCGUGUGUGUGUGUGUGUGUGUGCGCGCGUGUGUGAUUAAUAAAUAAAUCUUGUUAUGGCUCAGAGUGGCUGAAACAAAAACCACCCUGAUCCACUCAGGUCAGCAUUUUAAACAGACUCAACCCUACAGGAUAACUAAUAUGACUUUUGGUUUGCAAAUGUAACUGUAUGUACUGUACAUGUAUAUAAACAUAUAAUUUUGGUUA